Molecule: messenger RNA, 1821 nt
Organism: Penicillium malachiteum
Lineage: Eukaryota; Fungi; Ascomycota; Eurotiomycetes; Eurotiales; Aspergillaceae
Product: putative regulatory factor Sgt1
Exons: 3
Coding region: 1-1821 (606 amino acids)
Cellular component (GO): nucleus
Source: RefSeq, a predicted model, not a curated record
AUGGCGACCGAGGAAGAUAUCGCGUGGUUUAAGUCCACUUUUCGUCCUAUCCCUAAACCUGAAUUGCCCGAUGAUUCUGUGGAGUAUUUCAUCUACUAUCUACCCUCCCCCGCCCCGCCGUUAUCGAUGAAGCGGCUGAGACUAAGGGCCCGAUUGCUCGAAGUGCAGCGCACUGCCGCGGAAUUGACGAAAGAUCUACUGAAGGGUUACAUUUGGCAACGGGAAAGUUUUCGCCUUGAGAUUAACAAAGAUGAUGGAAUGUCAUAUCUUAGCGGUCGCACCAACUACGGUGACUCAAUUGAAGACGAGUGGGUAGUUGUGUACAUCCUUCGCGAAUUGACAAAAUGUCACAAAGAUAUCUGGGUCAGGGUUGUGGAUAGUGAUGGCGAAUUCCUGCUCAUCGAAGCCGCGGGCACGCUUCCUGCAUGGUUGGAGCCCGAGGUCGCUGACAACAGGGUAUGGAUCAACCAAGGAGAUCUCAAAAUAAUCAAGCCCAAACAAGAUACUGGAAAGAAAGUUACCGAGAAGCUGUCUUUCCCUCAAGCUCGAAAGAUCAUCCAGGAGGAACCAACUUGCUUCAUCAAAUCUACCAUGAUCCAAGAAGAGGCAUUCUACAGACUCCGCAACUAUCCCAAGCAAAUCUCAGAGAAUCUUCACUCCGCCCUGGUGACCAUUCCUCGCAAGGUCGCCUUUCUACUUCACCAGAAGCCAGCAUAUAUCUCAUCCGCCGUUGAGGCAUUCUACGUCCGUGAUCCUAUCGCCCUGAAGCCUCUCCGCGCCAAGGACUCUUCCGACCUUACUUUCAAACCAGAUGACAUGGUUACGGUCAGCGUUCGAUUUACUCGCGUGGGUUAUGCCCAAAUGAAAAGUCAAGAGUUCCCUGUUCCAAGCAGCUGGGCAGGGAAAUUGCCGCCGGUCGACAUUGAACCGGAUUACACCCGUGCGGAAACUGGAAUGAAGCUUGCAUGUGGAUUUGAAAUGCUACUCUAUGAUCCUCACCACCAAGACAAAGCAGCUGUUCGAGAGAUGAAGCUAGUAUUGGAGGAUGUGGAGACCGGCGACGAAGAACUACCAACUAAUGAGGAAAUCGACAAGACAUGGGAUAAGAGAGAGGAUGAUGAAAAAUGGAUGGAUAUCAGCUUUGAAGAUCUGGAUCGGGAGUUGAAAGGCAAGGGCAAGGGCAAAGAGAAGGAUGGAGGGAAUUUUGGCGAUGCAGGUGCCCAAGAAAAUCUACAAAGAAUCGUUGCCCGUUUUGAGGAAUUCUUGAAUGAUACCUCGGCAGGUUUUGAUGGGGCUGAAUUUGAUGAAUUUGAUACCGACUCUGACGUCGACAUCGAUGAUGAAGAAGACGAGCUCAGCAGCGACGGAGAGGACAAGGAAGCUUCAUUUGAUGAAGAGGAGUUCUCCCGAAUGAUGAAAGAGAUGAUGGGAAUACCUUCUGCUGGUCAAGGCCCAUCCCUUGCAACACCGUUACUGAACCGAAAUCGCAUUCAAGAUCUCGAUGCGGACGAGGAGGAGGAUGAUACCGAACAGAUCAAAGAACUCUCUCGGCAGAUGGAAGCCGAACUGAAAGGCACCGGCGUAUUGGAUCUCAACAGAAAGAAGCUCCAACAGCAGCUCUCGUCUGGAAGCGAUGCCUCUAAAGGAAAGGUCACCGAAGUGGAUGCCAACGCCGAGGAUUAUGAUGACGAUGAUAAUGCUAAUAUCAAUCUCGCCAAGAAUCUUUUGGAGGCGCUUCACGGUCAGGCUGGCACUGCCGGACCUGCCGGAAAUAUGCUGUCGAUGAUGGGUCUACGUAUGCCUAAGGAUGACCGCCACUAA